Alexandromys fortis (reed vole) is the source of this 639-nucleotide messenger RNA. Its product is annotated as methanethiol oxidase-like. The record is from RefSeq and is a predicted model, not a curated record. The coding region runs from base 176 to 430 and encodes 84 amino acids. Gene Ontology annotation, molecular function: selenium binding. Lineage: Eukaryota; Metazoa; Chordata; Mammalia; Rodentia; Cricetidae. The transcript has 3 exons.
CGUCACUGUAUCUCUCACUGUUGCCCCCCUUUGUCCUCUGCACCCCUGAACCCAGAUCUUCCUUGGGGGCAGCAUUGUUAAAGGAGGCCCUGUGGAGGUGCUGGAGGACCAAGAGUUAAAGUGUCAGCCGGAGCCCCUAGUGGUCAAGGGAAAACGCAUUCCUGGAGGCCCUCAGAUGAUCCAGCUCAGCUUGGAUGGGAAGCGUCUUUAUGUCACCUCGUCGCUGUACAGCGCCUGGGACAAGCAGUUUUACCCCGACCUCAUCAGGGAAGGCUCCGUGAUGCUGCAAAUUGAUGUAGACACUGUAAAUGGAGGGCUCAAGUUGAACCCCAACUUUCUGGUGGACUUCGGGAUGGAGCCCCUUGGUCCAGCACUGGCUCAUGAGCUUCGGUACCCAGGAGGUGACUGCAGUUCUGACAUCUGGAUCUGAAGGCUCGCCCCAAAUCCCCUCCUCUAUGUUCUGAGCCCUCCCUUGAGGAGCCUGUCCUCACUCUGUUCGCUUGGCCCCCACUCUCCAAGGCCACAUUGAGACUAGUGAGAUCUACUGAGUAGCAUCUCGCGACUGUUGCUUGUUGUCACUGUGCUGUUCCUAAAUGAGCUCUUGAAGCCCCAAGAAAUAAAAUGCUGAGCCUGUCCUCA